ACCCAGUAUGCAUUAUUCCCACAGCCAUCUCAGAGAGAGAGAGGGAGUGACGGGCUGCGACCGGGAUUCAAAAGAAGGACGAGAAAUGGCGUUUUCACGUGAAAUACAAAAUGACAUCCAGCGAGUCAAAAUGCUUAAGUUAUCAUUAAUUAGCUCUUGUUUCCUAGUUAUAGUAGCUCGUCUGGGAGCUGCAUGGAGACAGCUAGCUAGCACCUCCAGUUGUCACAGAGUCAGCCAAGACGACACACGUUAACUCCUUAUUACUCUAUUCUCAUUAACGUGAUUGUCCGCAACAAUAAAGCUAGUUAAAGCCGCUAAAAUAAGUCGUGACAGCACCAAUUCGGUUAGCGUAGUUAGCAAUGCUGUUAGCAUGGUGGCUAACCACCCUACUCCUCCGUUACAUGACGUUACGUCUCGGCUGUGCAUUCAAACAUGCUAUCAGUCAAGUGUGCUAACCGAGCAGCCUUUAACAGCCGCUCCACUAUACUUAAUAUGUAAUGUUUUAUUACAGAGUGACACGUGUGGCAAAGUCAUAGUUGUGCUAACAUCGUAGCUAGCUACCCCCCAAAAUGCUAUAUUCAAAAUAUCAAGCGCCAAAAAACAGCUGAGAGGAAAUAAGAGCCCACUUAGGUGGUGGUCACUUAUUAGCAUAAAAAGUACAAUAUUUAUAGAGCUGUGACUACAACUGUCAAGUUUGCUAUAUUAUUAUGUCUUAUUGAUAAUCUCUGAAGUAUUAUAAUGCAUCACUGACCUGUACUAUACUUGUAUACAUACCUUUACUUUAAUAAUGCAUAUUAAUACUUUUACAAGUCCACCCACCAUAACACUAUAAUUAUUACUGUUCUAUUGCCAUUUUUACCAUCUACACUUAAAGAUACCAAAAGUUGAAUGUGUGCUAAAUAUUUCCAGGGACAAUGCACAUUGAUCAACAUCAAUGUAGAAGUGUCAGUGAUGGUAAUGCAUUUUUUAAAUGUUGUUCCUUAGCCUGAUGUUAAAAUGGCAAUUAAAAGAACAAUAAAACACACGACAUGUAGACGUAGAACUGGUGAAAUCAAAACAUGGAGGAAUAAAAAGCUCAGUGGACUAAGACAAGUGUCAUGUAUAGUAGGACAUGUACAAUGCAGACAUUUAAUACAAAACAAGGGUAAGCAGACAGGCAGUUAAAACAUAACAACAUAAAAUCACAUGACAUUACAAAAGAGGAAGGUAAAACAUAAAAACAAAACAAGCAAACCAACAAAAGGCUAAGUAAAAUGAGAACAGACGGGGAACGCAUGUGGUGACGAGGUAUGACAGCAUGUCUGGUCUGUUUUUUGAACCAAUAUUAAGGAUUAUAAGAGUCACUAGUGUAUAAUGGGAUGUUUACAGUUAUUUGUUAGAAUUUAAGAGAAAAUUAGUUUGGGAACAUGCACCACAAAACCACAGUUACUGACACGAUAAGGGCUUUGUGGUGGGUUAUGCUUUAUUCCCUGAACUUAAAGGCUCUGAUUUCAUGUGUCUCUCUGUGUCUGGGCUGAUCAUCCUGCAGCUGGCCGCCCUUGGGGAGGGUGUAUAGUGUUGAAAGGCCGAAACACUCAAUGACACAAGGGAACAUUACUGAUGAUGUGUUCUGGGCCCAACUGUCCCAAAAUUCUACAACCUAAACCAAGCCAAGAUACACCCCACACAAGCUGGAAAACCCCCACUUGUCGAUCAUCAACCACUCAAAACAAGCAGCUGAAGCAUGCUCUUGGCCCAGAUAAACCGGGACUCCCAGGGAAUGGCAGAGUUUCACGAUGCAGAUGGGCAGCCGGUCACACUCUGUCUGACGGAGGCUGUGACGGUUGCAGAUGGCGAUCAGAUGGAGAGCAUGGACACCGUGAGCCUGCAGGCCGUCACUCUCGCAGACGGGUCCACCGCAUACAUCCAGCACGACUCCAAAUCGUCCUUUUCGGAUGGACAGUUCAUGGACGGCCAGGUGAUCCAGCUGGAGGACGGCUCUGCUGCCUACGUUCAGCAUGUGUCGAUGCCUAAAGGAGGAGGGGACACUUUACAGCUUGAAGAUGGACAAGCAGUUCAGCUAGAAGAUGGAACAACAGCCUACAUCCACACACCCAAAGAAGUAUAUGACCAGAGCGGCCUGCAGGAGGUGCAGCUGGAGGACGGCAGCACCGCCUACAUCCAGCACACGGUGCACAUGCCCCAGUCCAACACCAUCCUGGCCAUCCAGGCCGACGGCACCAUCGCAGACCUGCAGGCCGAGGCCACAGCCAUCGACCCUGAGACCAUCAGCGUGCUGGAACAGUACACCGCCAAGGUGGAGAAUAUUGAAAACCCCUUGGGGUCCUUCGGCAGAGUGGAAGUAGACAAUGGCGUCCACAUGCGGAUUGUGUUACAGGGUCAAGACAACAGGUCAGCGAGGGGCUCAAACGUAGGAGAGAAGUCUUUCCGCUGUGAAUACGAGGGCUGUGGAAAGCUCUACACCACUGCCCACCAUCUCAAGGUACACGAGCGCUCCCACACUGGAGACAAGCCGUACGUCUGUGACUAUCCAGGCUGUGGGAAGAAGUUUGCAACAGGGUAUGGACUGAAGAGUCACUCACGCACACACACGGGGGAGAAGCCAUAUAGAUGUCAAGAACUGAACUGCUGCAAGUCCUUCAAAACAUCCGGAGACCUUCAAAAGCACACAAGGACUCAUACAGGGGAGAAGCCUUUCAAAUGUCCGGUCGAUGGCUGCGGCAGGUCGUUUACCACCUCCAACAUCCGCAAAGUUCACAUCCGAACACACACCGGGGAGAGGCCGUACUACUGCUCUGAGCCAAGCUGCGGACGGUCAUUCGCAAGUGCCACCAACUACAAGAACCAUAUGAGGAUACACACUGGAGAGAAACCUUAUGUCUGCACAGUGCCUGGCUGUGAAAAGCGCUUCACAGAAUACUCCAGCCUUUACAAACACCAUGUGGUUCAUACACCCUGCAAACCUUACAACUGCAACCACUGUGGGAAAACCUACAAGCAGAUCUCAACACUGGCCAUGCACAAACGCACAGCGCACAACGACACGGAGCCCAUCGAGGAGGAGCAGGAGGCCUACUUUGAGCCCCCAACAGACGCCAUUGAUGACCCCAACGUCAGCUACACGACGGCGGUGGUCGAGGCAGACGACUCCGGCUCAGAGCAGCUUCCUGUGGAGGGAUCGGACAUGAUUUGUCAGCAGCACGUUGCAUUGGUAACGCAGGAGGACGGGACGCAACAGCAGGUCAGUAUCUCUGAAGCAGACUUACAAGCCAUGGGGGGCACGAUCACGAUGGUGACCCAAGAAGGCACGACCAUCACCAUCCCGGCCCACGAACUGGCAACGCAAGGUGCUCACUCGGUUACAAUGGUAACAACAGACGGCUCAGAAGAACAGGUGGCCAUCAUGACGUCGGAUAUGGCCGCGUUCCAAACCGUGGAGGAGGCUGGCUACAGCCAAGAGCAGGAUGACAUUCAUCCUGUCACAUUACUGGCCACCUCCAACGGCACUCACAUUGCUGUGCAGCUCAGCGAUCAGCCUUCGCUGGAGGAAGCCAUCAGAAUAGCAUCAAGAAUACAGCAAGGAGAGUCACCGGGCCUGGAUGAUUGAUGGACUCAUUAUGGAACAUGAUUUAGGAUAAUAACAAACAAAGAACAUCUCAAUUGGACUAUAUCAACGAGAGAAAUCGCAAGUCUUCCUCCGUGUUUUUGUUCCACUAAAGAACUUAGCUUUUAUGUGUACAUAGGAUUUUGAUAACUGGAGUUCUGCUCUGCUAUUUUGUUCCCCAAACCAGAAGAGACGGGAGAGGGGAAAAUGCUUUCUUAUGUUUAUGGUGCACAGUGCACAGUGCAGUGUACAGCUAACGCUAUUUCUAAUAAAAAAAAACAAGAUAAAAAAAAGUGUGAUU
This is a messenger RNA of Anarrhichthys ocellatus (wolf-eel), 3905 nucleotides long. RefSeq names its product zinc finger protein 143b (gene znf143b). The record is from RefSeq and is a predicted model, not a curated record. The transcript has 15 exons. NCBI's taxonomy places the organism in Eukaryota, Metazoa, Chordata, Actinopteri, Perciformes, Anarhichadidae. Gene Ontology annotation, molecular function: DNA-binding transcription factor activity, RNA polymerase II-specific; RNA polymerase II cis-regulatory region sequence-specific DNA binding. Bases 1724 to 3607 code for a protein of 627 amino acids. Gene Ontology annotation, biological process: regulation of transcription by RNA polymerase II.